AUGGCCUCGGAUAGGUCACCGCCCCAGAAGUCGCAGCAACACCACGUGAGGCCCAAUUCUUCCUCUUCCGCUGCAGCAACUGCCGCGGGUCAACGUCGCAUGCCCACCCCUGGCCAGUCAUCCCGAACGGGUUCUGCCGACUCUCCCACCCCCCAAGGGCUCGCCACCCUCAACGAACGGCAGUCCCAACCCAUGACUGCCAGUACUUCAACUUCAGAAGUUGCGGGUACGGAGCCGCCUAGUACCUCCGCCACUCCUGCGCCCUAUGGGACGCGCUCCAGAGGUCGUAAUGCGGCUCCUCGCCCCAACUACGCGGAGGACCGUGACAUCGACAUGGACUUGGAAAUCGCUCAACCCGCAACCAAAGCUGCGAAGCGAACUAACGGUGUGCCUAAUCAAUCCACCAAUGGCACUAAAACGGAUGGCGAAAAAUCAGCGCCAUCUUCGAAUUCUCGAAAAAGUCAAACGGCGGUGAAUGGAACCACUAGUCCCGCUUCUGCUGCCAAAGAUUCAAUUCCUGGUACCUCGUCCUUCUCUGCAAAACUGGAGGAAGCCAAUGGUGCUUCAAAUUCAAGAAAACGAAAGCAACCGGCCAGCGCUACGACUUCCAGUUCUGCAAAUGGGAGCGCAUCUAAGAAGAUCUUUACCACGCGCCCGGCGCCAGUCAAGGGCAGAAUGACUCAAACUCGAACAUGGUCUCUUUCGAGAAUCGAGGCGCUCAUCUAG
Molecule: messenger RNA, 726 nt
Organism: Aspergillus bombycis
Lineage: Eukaryota; Fungi; Ascomycota; Eurotiomycetes; Eurotiales; Aspergillaceae
Product: PHD finger and BAH domain protein (Snt2)
Exons: 1
Coding region: 1-726 (241 amino acids)
Source: RefSeq, a predicted model, not a curated record